This is a messenger RNA of Chelonoidis abingdonii (Abingdon island giant tortoise), 2085 nucleotides long. It is a transcript of the gene CEP76, whose product is annotated as centrosomal protein 76. Lineage: Eukaryota; Metazoa; Chordata; Testudines; Testudinidae. Gene Ontology annotation, cellular component: centriole. Gene Ontology annotation, biological process: regulation of centriole replication. The record is from RefSeq and is a predicted model, not a curated record.
CGCGCGGGGGGUUCAUGGGAGAGGACGGGUCCGGGCUGGGUACUGUGCAGGGCGAGUGUCCCGUAGGUGCUGCCGUGCUCGGGGUUUGCCAUGGCGCUGCCCCCGGAGAAAGUCUCGGAGCUGAAGCAGAUCAUCCGGCAGCAGCUGAGCAGGAUGGAUGUCCAUGGCAGAAUCCGAGAAGUACUUGCUGAGACUAUACGCGAAGAAUUAGCACCCGAGCAUCAACAGUUAUCCGCAGAAGAUCUGAUGAAAGCCCUAAGACGACGAGGAAUCAUUGAUGAUGUUAUGAAAGAACUUACAUUUGUAACCGAUAUGAAUGACAGAGAGAUGGCUUCAACUCCGAAACCUUCUACACAUUUUGUUGACAGACAAGCUCCAGUAUUGCAAAAAACUAACAUUGACCCAACACGGAGGUAUCUUUACCUUCAGGUUUUGGGUGGAAAAGCUUUUCUGGAACAUCUGCAAGAACCUGAACCUUUACCUGGUCAAAUUUGUUCUACCUUCACUCUGUGUUUGCACUUUCGAAACCAACGUUUCCGCUCUAAACCUGUCCCAUGUGCCUGUGAACCAGAUUUUCAUGAUGGUUUUUUACUUGAAGUACACAAGGAUAGCCUAGGUGACGGAAGUAAAAUGGUGGAUGCAACCACUAUGUUAUCAAUAUGUGAUCCAGUGCAUAUGGUUCUGAUCAAAACUGACACAUUUGGUGAGACCACAUUAGUGGCAUCUUAUUUCUUGGAAUGGCGAUCAGUCCUUGGUGCAGAGAACAGAGUAACAAAUGUUGCUGUAGAGCUUCUGGGUGUAGGUACAGAAUCAAAGGUUUCUGUUGGAGUCCUAAAUAUCAAACUUGAGAUGUACCCACAGCUAAAUAAGACACUGUCCCAGGAAAUAGUUAAUACUCAACUUGCCUUAGAACGCCAGAAAACAGCAGAAAAAGAGCGUUUGUUUCUCGUGUAUGCGAAGCAGUGGUGGAGAGAAUACUUGCAGAUAAGGCCUUCACACAACACAAGGCUGGUAAAGAUCUUUGCACAGGAUGAAAAUGGGAUAAACCGUCCUGUAUGUUCAUAUGUCAGACCACUUCGAGCAGGCCGGUUGCUGGACACACCCAGGCAAGCUGCAAGAUUUGUUAACGUCCUUGGUUAUGAAAGAGCCCCCAUUAUUGGAGGAGGUGGUGGUAAACAAGAACAGUGGUGCACCCUUCUGGCUUUUCUGUGUAGAAAUAAGGGUGACUGUGAAGAUCAUGCUAACCUUCUGUGCAGCCUUCUCCUUGGAUAUGGAUUGGAAGCCUUUGUUUGUGUAGGAACAAAAGCAAAAGGAGUCCCUCACACAUGGGUAAUGACUUGUGGGACUGAUGGAACCAUCACUUUUUGGGAGAGUUUAACAGGACACAGAUAUAUCCACAAUCCUAUCAAUCCUGAUGACCCUCCGCUUGUUGAACAACCCAAGCCAAUGUAUCCUUAUCGAACAGUAGGAUGUGUCUUCAAUCAUCAGAAGUUCUUGGGGAAUUGCCAGCCCUCCGAUGCAGUGGAAGUCUGUGUGUUUGACCUGCAUGAUGAAUCUAAAUGGAAACCAAUGAGUGGAGAAGCAAUCAAAUCUGUGUGUUCUCCAGGGGCCACAACUUCUCUUCCUCCUUUUCCCCCUCUUUGUGCUUCCACAAUAGAUGCUGCAGUAAUAAGCAAUGAGAUAGAAUUACAGCUGAGAAUACUGGUGUCAGAACACAGAAAGGAUCUAGGCCUUACUACUGUUUGGGAUGACCAGUUAUCCUAUCUCUUGUCACCAGCCUUGGCAGCCUAUGAGCUUGAACGUACAACAAGCAUCUCUGCAGGAAAUGAAGAGUUUCAAGAUGCUAUAAGGAGAGCAGUACCUGAUGGUCACACAUUUAAAGGAUUCCCCAUCCAUUUUGUUUACAGAAAUGCAAGGAGAGCAUUUUCUACAUGCCUUCGGUCUCCUUUCUGUGAAGAAAUAAUCUGUUGUAGGGGAGACCAAGUGCGGCUUGCAGUUCGUGUGCGAGUGUUUACAUAUCCUGAAUCUGCGUGUGCUGUUUGGAUCAUGUUUGCUUGUAAAUACCGCUCUGUACUUUAAAAAAAA